GACCAUCAUCAUAUCAUUUUUCCAAUUACUCAAACUUAUUGGAUUUGCGAACAUAAUUUUUUUGUAAGAAUUUUAUCGUACAAUAAUUGUGGCAUUGGAAUCCUUUUAGUUUACACUAGAAGUUGCCACUUUAGUUAGGUGAAUGGCUGGACAUUUUUUCUAUAAUUAUAUGAUCAAUACUUCUUUGUGGCAUGAAUUCCUUUAGUUUACACUAGGACUAGGAGUUGCCACUUUUGUUAUGUUAAUGGCUUGAGACUUUUUCCAUUAUCAUAAACUAUUUUCGACCAACGUACGAGCUAUAAGCCAGUAGAAAUCUAAACCUAAAUUCAUACCUAUCCUCGCGAAUAUUAAGGGAUCUAGGCACACUUAAAACACUACACGAAAACAAUGAUAGCUGCUAAACAAUCGAAAUUGCUUCUAAACCAUCAUUUAUGUUUGAAACGAUACAAGUAUAAACACCCACUGCAGUGCUGGAUUUGAUCGAGCAGAGCGUAUAACUUAAACAACGGUCCAGCAUUACAUAGAAAAUGGAUUUAAAUGCCUCUUUUGCGAUUAAAAAUAUGUUGAAACUUGAAACAGGACCCAGGGUGCAGUUUCUUCGACAUUCAUCGUAAAUGAAUGUCCGUUAGCUUUCAAGUAGUUCGAAACAAUACCAAGAACAGGCACACACCCGAGAUCUCACAUCGAUUAUCUGAGCAGACUUACCUAAUGCCUAAAGCGAACCUUCCCCGCCGGAAUUUGUAUCUACAGCUUGCACAAACAAGGAUAGCAAAAACCCAUGAAUUCAAGAACCUAGUGACAAGUUAAGAAUUACCAAUGGGUUGGAUAAGAUUACUUCAUCAAAAAUAAAGUUUAAGUAAAGGGGGGAAAAAGAAGAAGAAGAUGUGGGUCAAAAACCAGGCCCGCUUAUCAGAGAAGAUCAAAGAGGGCAGACAUGUUGACCACUCAAUCACUCUCUGUGCACACUACCAUGCUUCCUUCAUUCUUUCAAUUUCCAGAGCAUCGGCUUAUUGUACACAGAACAGAACACAAGGAACCCAAUCAAAAUCAAACCAAAACUCAUUAUCAACCAGGCGGCAUGCUAGCCAAGAUAUAAAAAACGAAAACGACUUGACUGAAAAUCCACAAACACAGAAGAAAAUUCACAAAACAAGAAGAAGAAUGGAGGAUGGAAACCAAUCCUCCAGAUUUUGAUUCCUGAGACAACAAUGGGGUUGGGGUGCUGAUUAUAGCCAACAAUCCAUCGUUUAAAUAGCGGCAGCAAGCAACAGCGGACAGAGGGAGACCUCACAAAUGAAGCGGAGCGUUAGUUAGGGUUUCCAUCAAUUCCCUACCCCCGGAUUCUAACCAAGCUCAGCCCAGCCCACUAAUUCUGUGAAAGCCCAUUCAUACCUAAACCAAACCAACCCACUGACUGGUGGAGGACGGCCCAAGCUGUGAAAGGCGCCAAUUGCUACUUGCUAGAGAUGAAUUGAUUUUUUUUUUUUUUUUUGACUAACUAGAGAUGAAUUGAUGAGAGUAUAAGAAUGGUACCGAUUCAAUUCAAACCAGAAACAGGCAAAUUCCCGUUCCAUUCUACAUAAUCAAAACCCCCUCUUUGCUCCGAGUCAGAAAGUUCGGGCUUUCAGAAAUCAAUUUGUCCAUUUCCUCAAGCUUCCGAUUUGCGGACUCUCGAUUCAGAGUCUGUUAGCGUAGGCGAUCAUUGCAGCUGCGACAUUUCCCCCCUCUGCAUUCCGCCACCUGCCAAGCUUUUUAGCAAGAACUAGGGUUUCUGGUUCGCUCUAGCUUCCUUUGAGUCCGGUUUUCUCUUCCUGUUCGCGGACAUUUUGGGAGACGGUUUUGCUAACUUUGUUCGUCUGUCUCCUCUGCGGUUCCCCUAUCAAGCGCUCAUUCCUGGAAAAUCUUCUGUUUGCGGAUUCUGCCGGUGGACACAGCCUUCCUUGGCUUUCUGCAACCAUGCUGCAAUGGAUGGGAGGAUCGAGGAAGAAAGUGGCGACAUCAAGGAAGUCUAUAGAGAAAAGGCAAAGGCAAUACUUUGAGCAAAAAAGGCGGCAGCAGAGGCAGCAGAUGGGUGGACUAGAGAGUUUCCGCAAUGAGAAAAACAUUGGCGAGCAAAAUCAAAAGGAGCCUCGGUCUCUCGAUGUUCUCAGUUUGCUCAACUUGUCAACCAUUUCACGACAGGUGAAGCAUGCUGAUGCAAGUCCGUGUGCCAUGCCAGAAUUGUCUAAGGUCAAUGCUUCUGGAGUGCAGAGUAAUUUUCCAAAGACUGUACCUCGCAUGUUCGACGAUUCAUUUUCUCCAACUGAUUCACUAGAAAUUCGGGAAGGCCAGCAAGCACCUAUAUCACCCAAGAAGAUCUUAUUUCCUGCUCCAGAAAAUGCUCCUGAUGUUUCAAAUGGAAUUGUGGAUAAAAGUGAUUUUCAGGAGACUGCAACUCUGCAGAAGCUAUCGGUCUUUGAUUUGCUUGCUGAUGAUGGACCAAAUGCUAACAGUAGAAGUCCAGUGCAUGAAGCUCAUGUUACAUUUUCAGUUGACGGAUUGGGUUCAGUGGGAGCGGAUACAUCAGUCCAGGCACCACCACAAUCUGACAGGUAUGCCUCGUUUGGUUUCUUCAAUCCAUCAAAGCCUGUAAGACAGGACAACUUGAAGAUUCACAAUGAACUUGAGAAAGAAGUGGAAGUAAUGAUAGAAGAUGUUGACUUGCAUCCAAGUUUCAGUAACCUGGAUUUCUCAAAAAUGGACCAAUUGCAUGGAAAAUUGAAGAAAUCAUCGACUUUGAGAGACCAUGGGCAACUUGAUGGCCAUUACAGAAACAAAACUGGCUCAUACAGUGGUAAAAAUAAUCCACUCAGGAAAGCGAAUGUCGAUAUAUGGGAUGCGGCACCUACCUUAUUGGAUGAAAAUCUUGUUGAUGAAAUGGAACCUAAGAUCUCUUUGAGUAGCUUGCCACGUCGAAUGGAUAAUGAGUCUGCAAAUUUUCCAAUUUAUGGAUCCAUGGGACUGCAAGAUGACUAUUAUGAAGGUUCCUGUUUGCUUAGAAAGAAAAGAAAUCGUAUUGAAGAAGUAGAUGAAUACAAUAUUUCAGGCGAAUUUGGGUCAUUUGCUCCAAAGUACCAAGCACCAGAAUCCAAUGACAAAUUUUUACGUUUGAGAGAGGCUAGGCAGAGUCCAAUGGGAAAUGCGAAGUUUCAACCUGACUGGUCUUCCCAUAGUAUAGAAGAUCCUAGGGACAAUUUGAGCCUAUUGAGUGAAGAGUCAUCCACUGCAGCGAGUCUUGCAUCAAUGGACUCUUCACCAUCAUACUCGACUGGAAGGCCCAGCAGGAAACAAGAAAGUGCCUUUGAUGGACUUGAUACUAUGUAUGGUACCAGAAACAUUUAUGCUGAGGAGCCACAUAAGACAAAUAGGGGUAACUCUCAGAAAAGAGGAAAGGCAGAGAGACCAACGCUAUUGGUUUCAAAUAUGGGAGAUGACUUUGACCCUCUUUGCAAAGAGAAAAUAGGACCUUUCAAUGAUUGGCCAUAUGAAGAUGGAUAUAGAUCCAUGGAUACGAAUAAGGUUUCCAACCCCUGGGAUCAAGAUCUUAAUUGUACAUUUCCAUCCCAUGGACACCAUGCCAGAAGUUCUAGUAGCUCCAAGUAUGGUUGUUCUGGUGAUUAUUUGUCCUCCACAUUCCCUGAACCAUCUAGCAGCAUGAAGUUACAUGGUUCUCCAAAAUACCCAAAGGUCAAACUUCCGAAAAUGCAGCCAGAACAUUCUCUUGAUUUUGAGACUGAAGGAAGGACUCCAAAUUUCUGCAAAAAUAGUGAUUUUUUCCUUGGAGAACAAUCGUUCCCAAAACAUCAGCAAACAUACUGUAAAACUGCUGGGGCUCAAAGGAGCGUUGAAGACAUAGGUGCUCUUUCAGAUUUAGGGGAGAAUGGCCCUCGCUGCAUGGGUGGUGUGAAAGACGGAGGAACCUUGGAGACUUCAUCAUCAGCGAACAUUCCUGGAAACUCUGAUAGCAGCGUUGAUGAAAUAAAGGUUGCAAGACGACGCCAACAUGAUGAAGCUGAAGAAGUUCCUCCUGCUUGUCGAAGUGGGAAAGCAGAAGUAAAAAGAAAAACAGUGAAGAAGAUGGACAAGCAGCAUUGUAUGGUUUCUUCACCCCAGGUGAUGAUGCUUGAGAGUUAUGUUUUUCAACUUCUGAGGGUGCAGAGGGAGGCACGCUUAUCGACUCCAUGACCAGAGGAAGGUAUUAUGUACAUCCACUCUAACCAUUUUCAUUUUCCGGGCAUAUGAAGUGACAAUCAGAAAGCACCAACUGCAGCUUUCUUGCAUCUUUCUAUUACCGUUCAGUUUGCCUGGCAGCCUUCUUUUGUAGAUCACUCUGAUUCGUAUUGCAUCAGCAGACAGAGAUAUGUCUGUCAAUGGACUACUGUAAGGGAUAUCGCCGGAUUGUAUUAAUCAGUUGAGACUUCUUCAUACUUCCAGACUCACAGAAUUUGGGGCCUGCCAUCUGUUGGGUGGUGCUAAGAUUGUUAAUAGUGUUUCAUGCUAUGAGGCCUACUGAGUACUGACAAUCAUGGUAGUAAAAGGCUGUGAAUGAGAUCAUUGAACUAGGUAUACUGGCAGCACUGUUAUAUUCGUUCACCAUCUAAUUGUCCUUUAUUGAUUUUUGAACCAGAGUUAUUGAAGUACUUUGGUAUAGUACCACGAAAUCAUCCAUGGAAUUGUUAACAGGAGUGUUCUUUCUGAUGUGAACCCACGCCAACUGGAGUUUCUCUAUGUUGUUUUCUUCAAGAGAUCAUCAUCUCAUCGAAGGUUAAACAAAUUUAAGCUCUUAAUCCUCGCAGCAUGUACCGAAAGCUUGAGAAUUUGGAGUCAGUUUUAUUUGGUUUAGAAAACUAUGCUACCUUUUAUACAAUUUUGUUAAGUCAUAAAAUUAUCAAAAAGAGUCGUCGAACUCCCGAUGAGGAUGUAUUGAAUUCAUGGUUGUUACGCGAAUGGAAUGUCGGUCGGUUGAACUUGGUUUAACCGGUGCCAGUAAGGAAACUAGUGUGAAUACUAUUGGUAUUAUCGCAUGAUCAAUUUAUGACUAUUAAGCAAAAUCAUGUUGCUUUAAUGAAUUUGAUUAAUAAAAAAGUUAAAUUAUUAUUUAUUUUAUAAAUUUAAAAGUUAGAUUAUUAUCUAUUUUAUAAAUUUAAAAGUUAAACGUUGAUGUUAUUUGUUGGAUUUAUGUAUGAACAUUUAGAUAUUGACAAUAAAUGUCGUAUUUAAAUAUGAGUAUUUGUUAUUUUAUUUGAAAUGUCGUAUUUUAUUUAAAUAUGAAUGUGAAUUCCGAGUAAAUUGUUUUCAAAUAUAUUUUAUAAAUGAUUACAAUCAUUUGAUAUUAAUGGGUUCGAUGGUGCUUUUUUGCCUUCUCUUGUGUUCGGAUAGGAGCGCUAGGGGACACAGGGAGGAAGCAUGCGAAGCGUGUCAACAUUCUACGUAUUUAGUUAAAUCGGCAUGGACUAGUACAAAUGAGAUAUACCACUAGUAGAAGUUGCAUCUUGUCUCUCAGAGAGAGACAAUGCAAUAUGAUGGCCACAAUCUCAAUUGUUUCGAACUUGCUCUUUUUUAUGGUAUAUUUUUGGAAUCCCUAUAACCCAUAAAUAGGGUCAAACAUUAUUUCAUGGUAUUUACCUCUUUCUUAUUCUUAAGCGAGUCUCGCAUCAGCAUGAAUACUUUUGUUGUUUUUAAGUAGUAUUCCUUUUCUUUCUUUUUCGGUAUAUGCCGCAAAAGCACACGUAGUCGGGAGUGAGUCAGACAAUCCAAUACUUUUUUAACUGUAGAACGAGGAGUAGACUUACUUUAUUAUGAGUCAGCCUUUGAAUUAAGUUUCUCCUUCGACUGAGAAAGUUUCUCUUAUGAAAAAAUUCGUCAUCAUGUCAUCCAAAAAACCAUUCCACUUGCUAAACAGCCACAACAUUAGAAAACCGGUUUGACAAUCUUGGUUGAAUUAGACACCACAUACCAACUAUGAAGGCUUAUGAGUAACAGUCUGAUUCAGGCUUAAUUGUAUACUUUUUACCCCCGGUUUCCUUCGUCAUUUAAGGCAUUUUUACUUCGGGAGUUUGGUUUUAUGCUGGGUUUUGUCUGGUUUUACUCCGGAGUCGAAAGUUUGACGAAAAUGCGCAAAAUCGGGUCAAAUGAUGGAGGCAGUAGCAGGUCACGAUGAACUGGAGCUGCAAACUGUGAACCGCUAGGCGUCUAGAGCCUUUUGGUUCUCAAUGUACUCAAGCCAGUUCACGGUCGUAAGACCGCGAACCCAAGCUAGAGACCAUGAACUGAGUUAGUGAUGCGACAUGUGUUGGCCCGAGAUCACGGUCCCCGCCUUGAGUUCACAGCUGUGAACUAGGACCGUGAUUUGAGCCCAACCUGGGUAUAAAAGGGGGUUUGAGCUGAAGGAAAAGGGAGGAGACCUUGAGUGAGAAAACCUUCUUCUUCAGCAUUCUAGAGAGAGAAAGUGACGAGCAAGAAGAGGGAAGAAGCUAGGGUUUCAUUCGAAGGCAAGGAUUUGGGAAACUCUUCCCCAAAGGAAGAUCUCUUCUACACAAGAAAGGAUUCAAACAUCUCCAUGAUGGUUUUUAUUCUUUCUCCUUGUGUUUUCCCCUCUCAUAGCAUGGAGUAGUUUCCCUUUUCACUUGGGUGUUUGUGCACCCUAACUUCUACCAUGUGAUUGAUUGUAUGGAAUGAUUGUCUAUGUGUGAGUGUGUUUUAAUACGAAUUUGGAGGUAUUUUCAUGUAAGAUUGUGUUGUGUGUCUGCCUAUCAAUCUAUUUGUCAUUCUAACCUAGGUAGAGAGAAAACCCUCUUUUGUUAAAGAGGCUUGUUAAGCUUGGUUUUCUUAGGCAAAUCAUGUAUCCUAUCUAGGUUAAUGUAGGGCAUCCCUCCUUGUUUGUGUUGGCACCUAGGGGUUGAUUGUGUUUUGGCCUUCCGAAUUACUAUUUGAGAGGUAAGGUUUGGUAGUCCUUAGUCGAUUAGGCCAAGAGAGCUACCUUGGUAGCUUAAUCCGAAUUCCUUGACCUAGGGACUGGGAGAGUGAUGUUCCAUCUCUAGUUACACUUCACUUACAGUUCUCAAUCACCUCCACCAUACAUUUUCAGUCAUUCCGACAAGUCAUGGUAGCGAGUUAGGGGGAGCUACACCCGGGUGAAUCCUAUCAUUUAAGAGUCCAAACCACUUACUUUUACAAUUGCUUUAAUAGUAGAUCGUAGUUUUCAAUCAAACAAUCGAAGUAGGGGUACAUGGACCGACUCGGGUUGAUAUUUAAACAAACUUUCACUAUAUUGCACCCAAUUAAGGUUUAUACUUGGGCCUUGCUUGGGAGUUUUAUUGUGAUAUUCGAGACGAGUCAGGUUUUUGGCGCCUUUGUCGGGGAACAAACGGUCCGUUAUUUUGAAAAGAUUGUUUGGUGUUAAUCUAGCUUUUACUUUUCGAUGUUGUGUUUGUGAAUCUUGCUUGUGUUAGAAGAGUUGUGGUUCUUUGGAGUGUGUGCAGGGAGGUGUAAGACUCGGAGUGUGUGCAGGGAGGCGUAAAGAGUAUGAUUGGGGUUUGACGAGAAGUGGCAAGAGAAGCACCACAAGAGAAGGGCAAAGUGUAGGAGCGAGUCCUCCACUUGAAGCUAAGAUUGAUCGGUUGAUUGUUGCACUCCUAGAGGACAAGAAGCAUGGGAAGAGGCCGGCAAUGGCGUGUGAUUGGUGUUCAAGUACCAACCACGCAAUUUUGGGGUGUCAAAUGAUGAAGGAGUGGAGCACCCCUGAGGAGCAAGUGAGUUUCAUCCCCAAUGCUAGGGGGAACAACCCCUAUAGCAACACUUACAACCCUAGGUGGAGAAAUCAUCCCAAUUUCUCUUGGUCCUCUCCUACCAACCCAAGACCACCCGGUUUCCAAAGACCGACGGGAAAUUAUCAACCAAGGCCUACUUUCAUUCAACAAAGGCCGCAAUUCCAAGGCUCUAACUUCCAACAACCUUUCCAAGCUCAAGGUGGUCAAGGGUUCCAACAACCAAUAAGUUUGCAAAACUUGAAGACCUAAUGACCACCUUCGUGAGCACGAGCACUCAAAAGUUUGAGAAGAUUGAGCAAUUUAUGGAUGUGGCAAAAAUAAAGUUUACUUCGGUCGACUUCGGUCGAGGCGGGAUUGAGCAGGCAUCAAGAAAGCCCUCAAAACUUGGAGGUGCAAAUUGGUAAUCUUGUCGGGAUCCUCACCGAGAGACCAAGGGGAGCCCUACCCUCUCAAACUAUUUCCAACUCCAAAGAUCAAAAUGUCGGUUGCAAUGCUAUUCUUUUGAUGAGUGGAAAGGUGACCCUGGAGGUUGUUCCUAAGGAAGUGGCCAAAGAAGAGAAGACCCCUCCAACCAAUGAUUAAGAAGAAGUGGUAGGAAAGGAAGAAGAGCUUAAGAAGGCAUUGCCAAUGCCACCACAAGUGGCUAAGUACAAGCCUCCUUUUCCUUUCCCCAUGAGGAUUCACAAGGACCGAUUGGAGGCGGAAUGUGGUGGAUUCAUAGAGAUGCUCAAGAAACUCCGCAUCACCAUUCCGUUCUUGGAGGCAUGGUGCACAUGCCGAGUUACACCAAAUACCUCAAGGGGAUUCUCGCCAAGAAGCCAAAAUAUGAAGACCUCGCCAAUGUCACCUUAGGCGAGGAGUGCUCCGCAUUCAUCCUCAACAAGUUGCCUAAAAAGCAUCAGGAUCCAUGUAGUUUUACUAUACCUCUUUGCAUCGGAAAUCAUCAUAUAGAAAACUCCUUGGCGUACUUAGGAGCAAGCAUUAAUGUGAUGCAUUACAAUCUUUUUAGAAAGUUGCAUUUGGGUGAAUUGAAGACCACUAGGCUUAGUGUCACAUUGGCUGGUCGCUCUGUUAUUAGUCCUAGAGGUAUUGUGGAGGACGUCCUAGUAAGAGUUGGCAAAUUCUAUUAUCUGAUGGAUUUUGUUAUCCUUGAUAUCAGUGAAGAUUCGGAUAUGCCACUCAUACUAGGGCGCCCAUUCCUUGCCACCGCGAAGACCUUACUCGAUGAUAAGGGUAAGGCGAAAGUGUCGGGCCAGGAAUGCCACCCUAUGGAGCUUAAGUUGGGAGGUGACAAAACUCGCCCCGAGAUCGUGGCAGAUCCACUCUCGGUGGCUUCGUGCUCUCAAGCAUGAUAGAUCCGCAACGUCGAGCUAUUGACGUUAAACUAGUGCUUGUCGGGAGGCAACCCAAUGAUAGUAUGUUUUAUUUUCCUUAUUUUCCCUUUUUGUGUUUGUGUGAAGAGUUCAAGUCUUAGAAUGGGCAUCUCAGUGCUGGGUCUGUGUGUUUGCGAGUUUUGGGAUGUGUUGUGAUUGAAUUAGGGUCACGUUGAGUAGAUCGAGUCAAAAUUUCUGGAAAUGCUCUGUUUUCACUCAGUUCACGGUUUUUGCCUUUAGUUCACGGUCUUAGCGACCGUGAUAAAAGGUUGGAGACCGUGAACGAGGGCAUAUCUAGCAGUAUUUGAAACUCACUAUUUCACAUGAGUUCACGAUCUGGGAGUUAUGUUCACGGUCUUAGAGACCGUGAACUGAGGCCUCCGUUCGUUUACUACGGGUUCGGCCUAUAAAAGGGGCGUCAACCCCUAAUCUUUACAUCACGCCGCCACCUCGCCGGAAUCCUCUGUUUUCACAGGAAAAUCGUGAUUUCUUGCCAUUUUCCGUCGACUUCAGCGACUUCCAGCCAUCCAUUUUCAAAACCAAACGCAAACCCAUUCUCCUCACUUCCGGGUGCACCUUCGCCAGAAAUUUGGGGGGAUUUGGAGCACAUUUUUUCCGGUGAGGCGAUUUCCGGCUAGCUUUCGGCGAGCCUCUCCGGCUGUUUUUUCUAGGGGUGGGCAACGGGACGGGAUACCCGUCCCGUUUUAAACGGGUACCCAGUCCGAUUUGGAGACCAAAGUCCAUCCCAUAUCCCAAACCCAUAUGGGAAACGGGUACCCAUUACCCGUACGGGACGGAUAACGAGUACCCAUACUACCCAUAAAUACCCAAAGUUUAAAUGACAUUUUACCUAAAGACAAUUAGUCAAUUACAUCCAAAGCAUUCAUUUCAAAACACAAAAUGGCUGCACAAGUAGCAACUUACACCAAUUCCUACAACCCAAAGACACAAGACAGAGACAGACCUUUCCAAAUUCCAGAGAAGCUGCCGCCUGCCGUCGCGUGUCUCGCGUCUUCUAGGGCCUAGGGGUGCGUCAGCGUCUCAACUCUCACGGGCUGAAUUAAAUGGAUUUUGUAAUUUUAAUGGAUUUUGAAUUGGGUUGGGCCUGGGCGCAUGGGCUGAAUUAUAUGUCUGUGUAGUUUGAAUGGGUACAACGGGUACCCAUAUUACCCAAACGGGUAUUCGCGGGUAACCCGCGGGUACCCAUAUUAGGACUGUACAAUCCCAAGUCCCAUCCGUUUAAAAUAUUACGGGUAAUAUGGGUACCCGUAACCCUUAAAUAAUGGGACGGGUACGGGUAUACCCAAAUACCUGUUUCUCAUUGCCCACCCCUAGUUUUUUCUGGCAUUUUCCGACUCCCUCACCCUCUCCUUACCCUUCCCUUCGAUUCUACUUGAGUCAUAAGGUGUGCUUUCAACUUUUAACUUGUAAAUUUGUGGAGAAUCGGAUUAAGGUUGGAGGUGGGGGAAUUUGUGAAUUAGUAAAUGAAUGUUGAAAUUGGGCGAGAGGAAUGUCAUAUUGGGUUGAUUGAAUGUUGCAUGAAGUGUUGAUUAAGUUAGUUGAGCCUUGGUGGGAAGAAUUUGGCAUGAUUUUGUGGUUUGGAUUGAGCAUUCCCACCAAGUGCAGUAUAUUGAUAAUGACUUGAUACACUUGUUUGCAUGAUGAUUGAGAGCCAUUGAGGCAUGGUUUGGGUUGUUGUUUUCAUUUGGCCGAACCAUGAUUCACCCAGAACCUUGUCUCAAUGAGUUUAAUUAGUGCUUGAGCUUAAUUUUUUGAAAUCCGAUCUUGUGAAACGCAUUCGAAAUAAUAGAACCUUAGUGGAAUCCUAAGUGUGUGGUGGGGGGAUCUUUUCUCCCCUUUGAUGUGAUAUUGACAGAUAUUUUCACGUAUGGUGUAUGUCUUGGAUGUUUUGCAGGAUGGUAGAUGCGGAUCACGAGUACGUUCACUACCUGGUGAAACAUGAGAAAUAUGGUACCAAGUUCCAGUAGUGGAGGUACAGCGAGGCAGGGCCUCAUUAGGUGUUGGACCUGGACAUGUUCAUGUGUCGGGCGGCAAUGUCGGGGGUCCUCAGUCAUCCCCAGUGGCGUCUUCUCCUGGCAAUUGACGAGCUCAUCUACUGCGAGCUCUAUGUGGAGUUCUACUCCACUUUUUCCCACGUCAUCCCAGGGAGAAAGCGCAACCACCCAUACGUGGAGCUCAUGUUGGGGGGUGAGCAGCGGGUACUGUCUUACGAUGGCUUUGCCCAGGCCAUGGGUUCGACCCCACACACAUGACCAUGACAGAGAGGUAUUACACAACAGACUUCCACUACCAGGAAACUUUCCAGUCCAUUUGUCGUCCAGAGCACUACAAUGACGAGUUCAAGGGCUCCAACACCAAUGCAAUGAAGCUUCGGACGCCAUGGAGGCACCUGCACGCAGUUUUGACGAAGUCUAUCAUCCCUAGUCUGAUGUUGGGCCACAUAAUAACUGACAGAGGGUUGAUAGCCCUCCAUUCCUUGAACCGAUGAUAAGCCGUUAAUUGCACAUGUUUUUACCCCAAUUCUGGAGCCGUUUGAGGUGUUGAUUCUCGUGUUUUAGGCCGAUUUCACGCUAGGUUGUGUUUGUUUGUGAUAUUUCAGGUCCUAGCCAGUGAAUGAAGGUUUAGAAGCGAGUUCGGGGUCGAUUGGACGAAGAUCGGGCGCGAGGCAAGUCACAAAGGAAGCCACACGGGCACACUCACAACUCACACGGCCAUGCAAGUGACCAAGGAGGCCGUGUGGAAUUGUGCGAGCCUUCACACGGGCACAAGUAAAAUCCACACGGCCGUGUGAAGCUGCAGUUUGGCCGUGUGGAAUUCUGCGAGGCUUCACACGGCCAGGCUGGGUGAGCUACACGACCGUGUGACCCUGGCCGUGUAGGAAGCCUGAAAUCCAAUUACUCGGAACGCGGCGUUUUGACCUCACACGGGCAACUGGGUAUGCCACACGGCCGUGUGGCCUGCCCGUGUGAGUCGGGAAUUUCUGGUUUUUACCCAAUUUCGGGCUGCAAGUGAGAGAAUCGGAUUUUCAGAGCAAAAACAGAGCCCUAGAGAGAGAAAGUACGAAGAACACAUCCUAGAAGCCAUCUUGGAGCUGGGUUUCAUCAAAUCGAGCUUGGAGAUCGUCAUAGGAGUGGAAAUCAUCAUCCCAGAGCAGAUUCUUCCCAUUGUUAUGAGUAUGAAUGCUUUGUAUUCUGUUUUCCUCUCUCUCUCUAUGGAGUAGAACCCUUCUCUCACUUGGGUAUGAAGAACCCUAGUUCCAUGUGUUAGUGAUUUGAUUGUAAUGACUUGGGAUGAUAUUACUGCUUGGUUAUAAUCGAAUGAUGCAUGUUUAUUGAAUUGAUUGAAGUCUGAUCAGCUUUUCUUGAUUUCUGCUGCAACCUGAGAUAGAUAGAAUCUGAUUAGGUUGUUAGAGCUUCAUCAUUCGGUAGUAGGAGAUUGGCUAUACGAGAGUUAGCCAGUUUACUGCUUUGUACUGGAAUCCAAUUCCGGUAGUGGAGUUCUGUGCUUAUUGCUUCAGCUUUCUAUCCCGGUGAAGACUAGUCGUCUGCCGGGUAGUUAGACUGAGAGGGCUUGGUCAGCUUAAGAGAUUCCAAGCUACUGUCGUAUCUUCCGCAGUCUAAUCAACAGUAAAUCAACCCAGGGAAAAUACAAUUGAAACCUUACUAAGGAGCUAGGGGGACUCAUUCCCGAGUGACUCUUCUUUGCUUGAGAAAACCGUACCAAUUCCUGCUUUCUUUCUACUUUUGCUUAAAACAACAAACACUUGACUUAGUUGGCUAGAUAAUAGAUACUCACGGAGUAAGCAGUAGAUCUAGACCACGGGUUGAUAAUAGAACUUGCCAUUUUACUGCAUUCCCGGACUGCGAUUACACUUGGUCGUAGUUUGGUGUUGUGUUUUGGCGUGUCAACCGCCCAGCAAAACCACUCCAUUUGGUAUCAGUGGUUGCCACCACCUUCGCCAGAUGUCAAGGGCGGGAUCGAGUUGAUACGAUGCAUUUGAGGGGCCUCAUCACGAGGCUAGCCCGACACUUCGGGGUUGACCCGACAAGGUUCUCCAUCAUCAGUCGGACUGAGCCACUUUCAGUGGAGAUGCUCUACAACAUGAAGCUGGUGCUCCUAGGAGAGUGAGGGAUUGAAUUCCUCGAGGGUAUUCGACCUUCGGCUGCUCUACGGCCAUAGGUCGAAACCUGCUCCAGUGGAGCCUGAUCCAGAGGUCCCUCCACCAGAGCAGCCCCCUACCAGAGCUCUAGGACGCUUCCGGCGCACCACACCAUCACCAUCAGCAGCAUCAUCAUUUGGAGUUGGUACUUCCUCUUCCGGAGGCCACCUCGAGCAGCGAGUGGAUCGCCUCCAGGAGCAGUUUGUGGGAGUCACCACUAGGCUCGACCAAUCCAUUGACCUCCUCGAGAGGAUUACUCGACGCCAGGGCAUCCUUUUGGACGACGAGGUAGCCGACGAGUGAGACAUGUGGCAGAGCCGAUUUCUUUCACCCCAAUUCUCCACUUGAAACUCUGAACUCUGUUUAUUUUUAUUUUUUCUUUCUUUAGUGUGUAAGUAUUAUUUUGUAAGUUUUUCUUUCCUUUGAAUCGUGAUGUGGAACUUUGUUAUGUGUAAUAAACUCGCCUCGAGCAAGAAUGUGCGUGUGUUUGUGUUUUGUUUUGUCUUCUCUUUGAAGCUCAAACAUCCUACCCUGGGAAAUUGUCCAACUUUCAUUCACCAAGCUAUGUGGUAACAUUGUUCUACCCCCCUAUUUUACGCCAUUGAGGACAAUGUCGAGCUUAAGUGUGGGGGGUAGUUUAUUAUUAUGCUUGUGUGUGAUUGAAUGCUUGGAGCUUGAUGCAUGCCCAAAUUUGAAAAUUUUGAGGGCUCUAAGAAAUGCAUGAUCAAAAUGGUUGGUUCAUGGGUGAAUCUCGUGUUUAUUUGGCAUUGAUCUUGAAUUAUUGCAUGUGCUCGAGCGCAUCCGAUUAUGAUGACUGAGAGUUCAUUAGGUGUGUGCAAAAGCUUAGUUCUCAUGUGUGCUUAAAUGAAUGGAUGUCUUGACUUGGUUACUCUUUGAUCACAAUUGCCUUGCAUAGAAGUUCAUGAAAUUGGAAAAGAUGAUUGGGUGGCUAGGUAGCCAUGUGAGAUUUUUGUUGGUCGUCUUUUUCAUGUGUGAUAGAUCCCACUCGCCAUGUGUGUAACAUUCACCGUUGUCACUACUGAGUAUGAUGGAGGCAUAGGAUUAGUCCAUGCCCAAAAGUUGAUUGUCCUGAAACAUUUUAUCCCUUAGUCAACCCCUUUGAGUCGUGUGACUUUAGGGUCUUUCUAAUGUUAGGAACUUUGUACUUGUUGAGCUUAAUGGUGAUUGAGAGAACGACCCUCAUCCUACCUUCGUGUCAAAGUGUGUGUAUAUUCUGUUAAAGAAAGCCCUUCGCGCAAAUUGCUUUGAAUGGGUAAAUCAAUCAUUUGGCCUUGUGGAUCCGACAUUAAUCCUCUCAUACCUACUAAUUGGUGUACUUGAGAUGCAUUUCCCCUAGCUCCAGAAAAAGACAUUAUAUGAACUGGAUUAAAAGGUUCCGUCAUCCUAAAAUUAGGAUUCAUUUCUUGUCGCAAAUAUUCACUUGUAGCAUACCAUAUCUCAAUGGACUGGCGUAAUUUUUCUACCGCGUGUACAUUUCCGUUAUGAUGGUGUUUUUCCAAAAUCAAACUUUGUUGUUCAGCAUCGUGGACUAGCCAUCCCUUAGAAGGUAUUGUUAAAAGAUCAUCAAUUCCUAAUGAAAUGGAUGUAGCAGUGGCUUGCUGGAACCCCAGAGUCUUUACUUGAUCCAGGAUGUGUGAUGUAUAUGCCAUUCCGAAGUGAUCUAUUAAUCGGCUAAUAAGGCGUUUAAUGGCAGUUCCAUCUAUCACUUUAUUGUGAAAGACCAGAUUGGCCCGUUCGGCCAUAAGUACCUCCAUAUUCGGCUGAGUGGGGUUUGACAAUGGAUUUGAGUCAAUGCUUGGAAAACUUCCUUUUCUCGAUCUUGAUUCGCAUAGAAAUUCAGGAAUUUCAGAACUAUGGUCCUAGCCGAACCGAGGAGAUCAGAAUUCACACCGGUCUGCUAAAAUUACUUAACAUAGAUCUCUAUGAUUGGAUUAGGUACCAUCUGAACAGGCUUGGCAAAACCCCUGUAUAGCUUCUUCAAUUUCUCGAUAAAGACAAAUAUGACCAAUAGUGGUUCGGAUGUAUAUACAAACAAUUUCUUUUUUUAUAUUUCCUACUAUUAGAUAGUGCCCAUAAAUCUCAUAAUAAGUACCCAAAUAAUCAUAGUGAACUUCCCUAGGAGCUUCACUUGAAACAAUAACGCGUUGAUCUAGUUGCCACCGGAGCCAUAAAGGACUAUCUAGUUUGAUUCUUUUCUGCUGAUAAGCUCCAAUUGCAUCAUAGGAAUUACAUAACAAUGGUUCUUUCGUAUACUUAUUGUUAUUCGUGAGAAUUCGUUCAUUUUGAGAAUUUCUGCGAUUACACGGAUUAUACCUAUUUGCACCAAUCCCUCGACGAUUCCCGCUUGUUAAUAUAUAGAGCCCAAUAAGCAUAUCUUGAGUUGGUAUUGAAAUGGGAUCUCCAAUAGCUGGAGACAAGAGAUUCAUAUGAGAAAACAUAAGUAAACGAGCCUCCGCUUGAGCCUCCAGCGAUAAAGGUACAUGAACAGCCAUUUGAUCCCCAUCAAAGUCCGCAUUGAAUCCCUUACAAACUAAUGGAUGUAAACAAAUAGCACGCCCUUCCACUAAAAUAGGUUGGAAUGCCUGUAUACCUAAUCUAUGUAGAGUAGGCGCUCUAUUCAGCAAUAUAGGAUGUCCCCGCAUAACUUCCUGAAGUAUUUCCCAUACAAUUGGCACUUUUUCUCGAAUUUUACUCUUAGCAACUCCUAUGUUCGAAGCAAGACGUUGUCUAAUUAGACCACGAAUUACAAAUGUCUGAAAAAGCUCGAUUGCUAUUUCACGAGGCAAUCCACAUUGAUGUAAUGAAAGUGAGGGACCCACGACAAUUACGGAACGCCCCGAAUAAUCAACCCGUUUGCCG
Linum trigynum is the source of this 16241-nucleotide messenger RNA. The record is from the annotation of a GenBank genome assembly. Lineage: Eukaryota; Viridiplantae; Streptophyta; Magnoliopsida; Malpighiales; Linaceae.